This is a messenger RNA of Cryphonectria parasitica EP155, 1242 nucleotides long. RefSeq names its product Low temperature viability protein. Bases 1 to 1242 code for a protein of 413 amino acids. Gene Ontology annotation, cellular component: nucleus; cytosol; preribosome, small subunit precursor. The transcript has a single exon. The record is from RefSeq and is a predicted model, not a curated record. NCBI's taxonomy places the organism in Eukaryota, Fungi, Ascomycota, Sordariomycetes, Diaporthales, Cryphonectriaceae. Gene Ontology annotation, biological process: ribosomal small subunit export from nucleus; ribosomal small subunit biogenesis.
AUGCCUCCAUCAAACUGGCAGAAGGCCAAAAAGGCCGGCACUGCUCAGCAUUUCACGCUGGUGCAUCGGCCCCAGAACGACCCUCGCAUCAACGAUGAGUCUGCGCCAUCGAUGGUGCUGAAUCCGACCCAGCAACCAAAUUCUUCCAAAAUCAAGAAGCUAGACGACCUUGCAUCCGAACUCGGCUCAGACGCUCAGAGCAUACGAGACAACGAAGGCGAGGCGGCGAACUACGGCAUCUACUUCGACGACACCGAAUAUGAUUACAUGCAGCACAUGCGUGAGAUUGGCACCGGAGGUGGUGAGGCUGUCUUCGUGGAGGCCAAGGCACCACAGAAUAAGGGCAAGGGCAAGCAGUCGCUCGAAGAGGCGCUCAAGCAGAUGGAGUUGGAGCAGAAGUCGGGUGAUCUGCUGGACGAAGACAUCUUGCCGUCGAAAGACUUGCAAAGAUUGACCUACCAGUCGCAGCAGGAUAUACCGGACGCCAUCGCCGGCUUCCAACCUGACAUGGACCCUCGUUUGAGGGAAGUCCUGGAGGCGCUGGAGGAUGAUGCUUAUGUGGACGACGAUGAAGACAUCUUCCAGGCGUUAUCGAAGGAUGCGGGUGAGCUGAACAGGCACGAGUUUGAAGAGACUUAUGACGAGUAUGAGGAUGAUGGCUGGGAGUCUGAUCACACUGCGAAACCGACCAAGGAGUACCAGGAUGACGACGAGGUGCCGGCGCUUGUGAAUACGGCGGAGACGCCAGAGCAGGGGCCGUCACAAGAUUGGCUGGAGAACUUCAAGCAGUUCAAGAAGGACCAAAAAACAGAGAAGAAGCCUGCGGGACCAUCACCCAUGGACGGCCAAUCGUCAAUGUGGACGACGACCACCAUGGGUGCCCGAAAGAAGAAGAGGAAGGGCGCUCUGACGAACCCCUCAGCUUAUUCGAUGACAUCGUCUUCUCUGAUGCGCAACGAACAGCUAACCAUCCUGGACGCGCGGUUUGACAAGAUGGAGGAACGCUACGGGGAGAUGGAUGACGAGGAGGAGGGCUCGAUUGUGUCAGGCAUGUCCUCCAUGUCCAGUAUCCAAGGCCCUAUGAGGCAAGAUUUUGAUGGCAUUCUCGAUGAGUUCUUGGGAAGCCACAAGAUGCAGGGAAAGAGGCGUGUGAAGAGAGGCAAGGACCAGAGUGGAGUGCAGGAGCUGGAUGAAAUCAGGAAAGGACUUGGACCGGCGCGGAUUAAAGGACGAUCCGGUUGA